AUGCGAAAACCACAUCAGCUUUCAGGUACACAAUCUGGUGUCAAAUAUGGGCAGCAGGAGCCCACCUUAAGACACACUUGUGCAAUAAAAUCAAACUUGACUAUCAACCUGCAUGUUAAUACUGUUAGGUUUGCACUGUUUACGCUGUGUUUAGGGGUUGAAGGAAUAGUUGAGGCCUACAGGUUGUGUCUGCCUCAGGUCAAACUCUACGGUCCAACCAACUUCUCUCCCAUCAAUCACGUGGCCUGCUUUGCUAAACAGGCCCUUCAGCAAACCACUGCAUCGCAAUACUUUGUCCUGCUCAUCAUCACUGAUGGCGUGAUCACAGACAUGGAUGAGACACUCAGCGCCAUCGUCAAUGCCUCCCGUCUUCCCAUGUCCAUCAUCAUUGUCGGAGUAGGAGGGGCCGACUUUGCCGCUAUGGAGUUCUUAGAUGGAGACGAUGGUCGUCUGCGCUCUCAGACGGGAGAAGCAGCCAUGCGAGACAUUGUCCAAUUUGUGCCGUUCAGGAAAUUCCAAAAUGCACCCAUCCAGGCUCUUUCCCAAAGUGUACUGGCCGAGUUACCUCAGCAAGUGGCCUCCUUCUUCAGUUUAUUCAAACUGAAGCCUCCCCACGAUCCCAGUCCUUCAUAGGGGAUUGUCGAGAAGCACUUGCCAAAAGUGUGUUGGCUGAAGUUCCGGGUCAGGUUGUGGAGUUUUUCAGUGCUAUGAAGCUAACUCCAGUCAUCACCAACGCUGUACCAAAUCCUGCAGGGACCAUCUGAAUUUAGGAACAACGCAGAAAAGGACCAGUCGCCAACACAGACCCAUACCACCUCCAGCACAUUAAUUGACUUCUUCAAAGGUGCAGAGUCCAGCUUCACAAAUGCUCUGACUGAGCCUCCUCAACCCUUCUAUUUCAACAACAUGCGAGUGGCCAAGAUUAACUCCACACAGCUGACAAAUCCUUAUAUCCACUUUUAAAAGCACUUAUAUCUAAAUAGCUCUAGUAUUUGCUAAAUAUGAAGGUCUGUGUGACCUCCUUAUUCUUACCUAGAAUUUUAGUACUCUCCGUAUACUUUCAAACAUCAUUUUACUGAAAUUCCUUGUGACGGUAGUAACACUUAUGUUGGAUGAAUAGGUUGAUUAACCCUGAACUAAGUCUAAAAAUGCACAUCUGCUUUUAACUGUAGAACUAAAA
Molecule: messenger RNA, 1180 nt
Organism: Thalassophryne amazonica
Lineage: Eukaryota; Metazoa; Chordata; Actinopteri; Batrachoidiformes; Batrachoididae
Product: copine-3-like
Exons: 5
Coding region: 1-633 (210 amino acids)
Biological process (GO): cellular response to calcium ion; ERBB2 signaling pathway
Cellular component (GO): plasma membrane
Molecular function (GO): receptor tyrosine kinase binding; calcium-dependent phospholipid binding
Source: RefSeq, a predicted model, not a curated record